This is a messenger RNA of Ceratina calcarata, 3842 nucleotides long. It is a transcript of the gene Tsf3, whose product is annotated as Transferrin 3. The coding region runs from base 1642 to 3762 and encodes 706 amino acids. The record is from RefSeq and is a predicted model, not a curated record. Gene Ontology annotation, cellular component: recycling endosome; early endosome; plasma membrane. NCBI's taxonomy places the organism in Eukaryota, Metazoa, Arthropoda, Insecta, Hymenoptera, Apidae. The transcript is spliced from 16 exons. Gene Ontology annotation, biological process: iron ion transport.
UACUUAUCUAUAAUAUUCUUUUAUACAAUAGUUUGUAAGAACGUAAAAUUAAGUCUUUCCAUAAACCUGUGAGUGAGAAGUCUCAAUAAAGGAAGAACCGUCCAUCACACUCUUUAAUUAUUCUAUAGACUUCAAUUCUUUUUCUUCGUUAUUCUAAGCUGCAUAAUUUUCUUCAUCAGAGGAAUGUUUGAAAAGAAGAAAGAAUUAAAUUUUCUCAAGCUGUUUGCUUUAACUAGAGGUAUUCGGUAUAAGUAAUUACAAAUAAUGAUGAACGAUAAGUAAACGUGUAUCUAUUUUAUGAGGCCUGAUACUGUAUAGCAAUGAUAAUAAUUCGCUUGCAAUCAUCGUUCCUGACAAUUGUGGCAUUAACAAAGUAAUUCAGUAGCAAUUGUCGGCUGACUCAGAUCCCUUCGCGAGGAGAUACGUACAGAGAAAUUGCCAUUGCAAGAAAAGCUCGAGGAUGGUAUCGAAACGUACGAGGUGCAAAUACAAUUUGUUAGAUCUUGCAUUAUAUCUCAAUGAAGCUACGGUAUAUUAAUUUAGCUGAUUCUAUCAGUUGUCUCGUAAUUAAAGUAUUCUGGAUUUUUCAUUAAAUGCCAGAAUGCUGUUCAAGAGAAUAUGCGGAAGAUAUUAAAAAAACAUGAGAGGCUGAGCUACUGUGUACAAGGAAAUAAAUCAACUGUCCAGUUACUCUUAUCUUCUGAUCAUCCAUCACGCACAAUAGUCAAUUUUGUAAAGUAAUAGUACUGGAUAUUGAAAUGUACAAAUUCCUUAUAGUUAACAAGUGAAUUAAAUCCAUUUCUUAAGUUCGUCAAAACUAGACUCCCGACUUAAAAAUAAUUAUAGGCAUAAUUACAGUUUUAUUGUAAUCCUCGUUAAUCGAAUAUAACAGUGACGUAACUCCAUAUAUUAUGUAGAAUAAAUAAGUCCAAAACCAGAGUCUACGAUAAUAAAUUCAGUACUUAUCUUUCAUCAAAUGAACUUACGUUACUAGGCAACCAAGGAGCUCGUAUGCAUCAACAAUACUCAGUUUGUUCAUCAUUUUAAUUAUGCAAGCUGAAGAAAUUCGGUUGGGAAAGGUUUUUAUUCUUAUUACAAUUGAACGUUAACAUCGUUCACUGUACCAGCGCGUAUAUUACGCACGAGUCCCCACCAGUUCAGUGAAUAAUUCCAGUUCCCUACCGGACUUUUGGUCGCAUCUGCAGCCAGUAUCGUUUUAAUUCACUCUACGUGGAGUUGCAUGUUACACGCUGACGCGAGACUUCAAAAUAUUGCGUAUUGUUCCUCGUUUAACUAUUCCGGCUUCCGAAUCUCGUUAAAAGAUAUCGACACCCAAGAAUUGAUAAAGUGAUCACUUUCAUUGCUUUGUUAUUUUUGAAUGAAUUCGUAGUUAAAGAAAAAUACAUCGAGCGUGAGUGAUUGGAUACACAUUUGAUAAAACCCAUGAAAAAUGUGCGAUAUUAAAUUUUCGACGAAACAGUCACAUUACGAGUUGGGAUAAUGUGUUUACUAAAUGAACAUUUAUCUCGUUUCUAACUGAGUGAUAAACCUAUGUAUGGGUGCUAUCUGUGACAUAAUAACUGUGUAUUAAUUUUGAUAAAUUGUGUAAAAGAAUUUGUGUGAAAAAAUCGACUUCUUACGAUGGAUAUCCGAUCACUUCUUCUGAUUUUCUUCAUUACGUUCUUCCACCACGCCAUCGAUGCUCAAAACUUGAAACUGUGCGUAGUGGAGAGCGUCCACACGUCGAAAAGAAUCCGUGCGCUCUGCCCGCAAUUGUUAAUCGCAGGGAAUCAAAUAGAUUGCGUUAUAGGAAACGAUAGGUUUGAUUGCCUGCGGCGAUUGACCAUGGCCAAAGCCGAUUUUACGGUGUUGGAGCCGGAGGACCUGGUCGCGGCUGCCGCGUACAACGAAUACAAUAUUCUAGUCACGAGCGAGCUAAGAUUAUUCGCAGAUGAGAAGCAACGAUACGAGAUGGUAUUCAUAGUUACGGAGGACGUGAGAAAUAUAUGGGAUAUUAAAGGGAAAAGGCUUUGCCAUCCUGGAUUGGAUACCACCGACGAUUGGACCAAUGCUUUCUCCACGUACUUCGAGAAAUGGAUAAUAGUGAGAGAGUGCGACCCAGAGAAAACGUUGUUGGGAAACCAAAUGACUGGAUUAUCAAAUUUCUUCGAGGCGGCGUGUAUAGCUGGACCUUGGUCCGCUGAUACUACGUUUGAUAGCAAACUAAAAUCGAAGUACAGGAAUCUUUGCGCGGCUUGCGAUAAUCCUGUCGGCUGUUAUUCGUCUGAUAAGUAUCACGGUCGAGAAGGUGCUCUUAUGUGUCUGACUGAUAACGCAGGUGACAUCGCCUGGGUCAGAUUAAACGAUACUUUGGAGCAUUUCAAGGAUGAACGAAUCAAUAAGGAAGAUUACAAGUACGUUUGCCCGGAUGGCACUACGAGGCCGGUGAAGCUCGAGAAACCGUGUGUAUGGAUCACAAAACCAUGGCCAGUGGUCAUCGCUAGAUCGGAGGUAGCAGGGGAAGUGGAGAAGGUGAUGAGUUCUACGCGUACGGCUAGUUCCGGUUGGAUGCUGCGGCAAUUGUUGGAGAACUAUCAUCCGACGCCGGUGAGCACAGAUACUCUCGAAACGCCGGCGGACUUUCUAUCAAGAUUUCCACGGUUCGUGAGCGCUAAUAGCCGCGCGACUUGUAACCCGUCGCGGAGAGUCAGAUGGUGCGUUUCGUCGAAUCUCGAGGAGAACAAGUGUCGAUGGCUGAGGGAGGCUUCGAUCGUCUACGGGGUAGAGCCGGCGAUUUCCUGUAAUCAGGAAUUGGGGAGGGUAGCCUGUUUGAAAGCUCUGAAAAGCGAGCGAGCCGACAUAUUUAUCGCAAAGCCGGACGAACUGCUCGAGGUCAAAAAAAUGGGCUUGAAAACGAUGGCACAAGUGGUGCCCAAGAGGAACAACGAAUUCAUUAGAAUCGCCGCGGUUGUAAAGCAAGAUUCAUGGUUCAAAAGCUUGAAAGAUCUGAAAGGAGCCAAGGCUUGCUUCACAGGAUUUAGAGACGUCGGAUGGAACGCUUUUGUCGCCGCUAUGAAAAAUAUCUCAGGUGCCGGGAAUUAUUGCUCGGAUACCCAAGCAGUUGCUAAUUUCUUUGCUGAGAGUUCUGUCUUCGGUUUAAACGAUAAAGACGGAGACAUGCCCAGUCAAUUACGAGCUUAUACUAAACAAGUAAAUGGAAGCGGAGGAAAAGAUCUGGCGGCUUUUGAUUGUAUGAUGUCUGGCGUUGGAGACGUGGCUUUUGUCGAUUUGAAAAGCAUCGACAGCAAAAUUGGUCAAAAUAGGGGCAGUCAAGCGAGGAACAGAAAGUACCGAACGUUAUGUUUUAGCGAAGUCGAUACAGAGGAAACGUGCUUGCUCACUUGGUCUCCAUUAGGCGCGGUGAUAACACACGAGAACAUGACAGACCUGAGGCGCGAAGAGAUUUAUUCAAUGCUGCUGGAAAUGGACAAGCUCUUUGGGAACUCUUUCAAAGGCGAAACCCCAGCGUUUUCUAUGUACGGAACAUACGAUGACUCGAAUCGCAGCGUUAUAUUUCCGGAGGAAGCGCAGCAUAUACAAAUGGAAGUUCAUCAGAUUCAACGUGUUUCCAAUUACCCGGAUAUCCUCAACGAGAUAAUGAAACAGGGUGACUGUAGCGACGCUGGAAAUUCCAACUUCUCUAACAGUACGAUUUUUAUAUAUAUUUUUAUCGUUAUCGUAAGCAAUCUGUUUGUUGCUUAAACAGACUUUGUCUAUCAUUCCGCCAGUGUAUAAAAUUUUGCACGUGAUACUUGUAAUAAUAAAAUUGAUUUAUUACAGAA